Molecule: messenger RNA, 629 nt
Organism: Didymodactylos carnosus
Lineage: Eukaryota; Metazoa; Rotifera; Eurotatoria; Philodinida; Philodinidae
Source: the annotation of a GenBank genome assembly
UACCAGGGUAUAUUUUUCCUUUCAAAAUUUUGAACGUGAUAUAUGUCUCUUGGUCUGUUUAGAGUUUUAUCACAUGUCCAUUUGGAAUAGAAUAUGUUGGCCUAGUAAUGGUCACAUUCGGUAUAUGUGAUUCGAUAGUUAGUCUUCUUGUUGGCUUUGUCCAUAAACGUAUCGGACGACUACCGUGUAUAUUGGUUGCUGCGUUGUUUAGCUAUGGCCUAUUCGGAGCAUUGCUCAAAUGGCAACCGACACAAAUGUAUCCUGUGUUCAUUAUAGGUGGUCUAUUCGGAGUUGCUGAUGCCAUAUUUGAUCCGAUCAUAACGGGUCAGUUUUGUAUGCCUUUGGUAUUGCAUUUAUACAUUUUUGUUUGUGUUUCAGCUAUCUACGGUACUAUAUUUUCGAAAUCACUUGAGCCAGCCUAUGCUACGAAUAGUGUGUGUCAACAGUUAGGCUUUAUGAUAAUAUUUCUCUACGCAUCUUUAUUGAAAGUGCAAGUGUCGAUUAUUCUGCAGAUUAUUUACUUGACUAUUGCUAUGACAGGUUAUCUACUUAUGGAAUAUAUUGAACGAAAAAAACCAAAAGAUAGCGAUGACGACGACAAAACUAAUACAAUGAGCGAACAAUAUUGA